AUGUUUCGUGCUCGCUCUCUGGUACGUGCCCUGGGAGUAGCUGUUUGUCUAUUGUUGGCGGCGACGUUUUCCGUUUCGCUUGUGGCUGCGUUGUCGCCUGUGAGUACGGUUAGCUGGACCUGGAUAGGUGGAGAGACGGGUGUCAAUAAUCCUGGUAAUUAUGGAACGCUGAACCAGACUUCAGCAGAUAGUGUUCCAGGAGGCCGUUCCGAUUCAGCAGCCUGGGUCGGAAGUUCGAGCUUGGUAUACUUGUUUGGCGGGCUUGGGUAUGGAAACCCAUAUCUGAGCUACUUUAAUGAUCUAUGGACCUUCAACUUGACCUCAUAUGAAUGGACGUGGAUAGGAGGUUCCUCAGAAACCGACCAACCAGGAGUGUACGGCACAGUCGGCACAGGCAGCCCAAAUAGUAUACCCGGCAGCCGUUACGGAAGUGCGUAUUGGCAGACGGACGAGCACCAUUUUUGGUUGUUUGGAGGACUCGGCUUCGAUGUGAACGGUAAUCAGGGCGAACUGAACGACAUGUGGCGGUACGAUACUGAAACGGGAAUCUGGACGUGGUUCAGUGGGAAUGAUACUUUUAACGCCAAUCCAGUCUAUGGACCGAAGGAUAUCUACAGUCAAAUUUACAACCCCGGAGGCCGAGGUAGCGCGGCAUUCUGGCUAGGCGCGGACGGUUUGUUUUGGAUUUUUGGUGGUGCGCGUAUUGCGUAUGAUCUUCUGUCAGAUCUCUGGUCAUUCAACCCUGUUACAUUCGAAUGGGCAUACAGAGGCGGAUCACAACUUGUUAACCAGCCUGGUAACUAUAGCGCACCUGGCGUGGCGAGCAACUCAAAUGCCCCAGGUGCGCGCGGCUUCUCGCAUACGUGGACAGAUUUUGAAGGAAAUCUCUGGUUGUUCGGCGGCUAUGGCUACGGAAACAGCACAGCACUAGGGCAAGGCGAAUUGAAUGAUCUCUGGGUCUACAACAUAAGCCAAUCCGUAUGGAUUUUUAUCACAGGGAAUACCACUAUUAACAAUCCAGGAUCAUAUGGAAAUCUCGGUGCUUUCUCCCCAACCAGUUACCCAGGUGCAAGAUUCUCAGGCGUAAGUUUUGUGGAUCCUUUGGGUAAUCUACAGCUGUUUGGCGGUGCGGGACUCGCCAAUACAAGCGAAUCCUUUGGCAAUUUGAACGAUCUUUGGGUAUUUGAUAUCACACUUGGUCAGUGGGCGUGGAUCAAUGGAAGCCAAAGUGUGGAUGCUCUUUCAGUAUAUGGAGUUUUGAACGAAUCCGACCCGAGUGUUGUACCUGGUGGUCGCUUUGGACCAGCUUUCUGGAACACCAGUGGGACUGAUCCGCUCAUAUUUGGUGGAAGUGGAUUCUCGAACACGAGCAGAGGUGGCUUUCUCAAUGAUGCCUUCGCUUUGAGAGAAACGUUCUUUACGCCUACCUCUACGCCUACGCCAACAUCAACGCCAACUCUGACACCUACAAUUACGGCAAAUGCUACUGCGACCCCGACACCCACGCUGACACCUACACCAGUCUGCACCAUUGAGAUCUGCGGCUCUCCAGGACAGUACACCAACCAGGACGCUUGCGAGCAAGUCGGAUGCUGCUUCAACUCCCAGACAAACGCGUGCACCCUGAAGAGCGUCUCAGUGGCGUGCAGCGCUGUUCCAGUGACGCAGCGCGUCCCCUGCGGCUGGAGCUACAUCUACCCCGACGAGUGCACUGCGAUACCGGGAUGCUGCUGGCAGCCCACAGCGAACGGCAUCCUCGCGCCCUGGUGCUACUACGACAUCAACCAUGCACCGCAGGCUUCUGUAGCGCUGCAGGAGGUGCAGGCACCAGUACCCGUCUGCCCGUCACCGGGAGCGCAGCGCCAGCCGUGCGGCAACGCGGGUAUCAACCAGUUUACAUGCUAUGCCCAGGGCUGCUGCUACGACUCGCAGGCGCAGAACCAGUGGGUGCAGAACGGCAAGCAGCAGAGCGACUUUGAGUCGAACCCGUACUGCUUCCAGCCCGAGAAGACGUGCGCGGUGGGCGAGUUUGAGCGCCAGCCGUGCACGAAUGCGGUGAAUCAGAACCAGCAGCUGAACAAUAACAUCAACAAUAACCAGUUUGUGCGUCUGCUGAACACGCUGCUGUACGGAGAGCAGCAUCGGACGCAGCGCACGAGCUACUCGCCGCAGCAGUGUCUGGAGGCUGGUUGCUGCCUGGGGCUCGGCAACGAGUGCUUCCAGCCGAUGACCGAGUACGUGUGCCAGACCUACGGGUACGUCUCGAACUCGCUGAGCGGCACGACCGGCAACGUGUCGAACUCGAGCUAUAUUGCUUGCGGCCCCGAGUGCUGCAACGCCGAGACGCAGAACUGUACGUACAACCCCUUCAGCAACAACAACAACCAGCAGCAGCAGCAGCAAUUGCAACAACAGCAACAACAACAGGUGCUGCUGCCGUCAUUCUGUGUGUGCAAGGACCCAACGAAGCAGUGCGGGACGUACCUGAUCCCUUCGGAUAACCUUGUGAACAAGGUGCGUUGCUGCCGCGCUGACGAGGAGUGCAUCAACAACCAGUGUGUGGUGAUUAGUCCAACACCGACUCCGAGUCCCGUGGCUGUGACAGCGACACCCUCUGCGACGGUGUCUGCAACAGUCUCUGCGACAGCUUCUGCGACGGUGUCUGCGAGUGCAUCAACGAGUGCAUCAGCGAGUGCUUCAGUUUCAGCUUCUGUGUCGACGUCUGCGAGCGCCUAG
This is a messenger RNA of Cyanidioschyzon merolae strain 10D, 2736 nucleotides long. RefSeq names its product similar to trefoil factor. The record is from RefSeq and is a predicted model, not a curated record. Gene Ontology annotation, molecular function: protein binding. Bases 1 to 2736 code for a protein of 911 amino acids. The transcript has a single exon. NCBI's taxonomy places the organism in Eukaryota, Rhodophyta, Bangiophyceae, Cyanidiales, Cyanidiaceae.